AUGAGUGAAAACGCUGUGCAUGGAAUUUCUUGCUAUUCUCUCGUUGCUACCUCAGAGGGUGCAUACGACGAGACUCUCAAGUUCUAUCAAAAACUCGGUUUCCAAAAGUUGGCUUUCUUCGGUAUUUCCGAUACUCACAAUGUUCGCGUUUGUAACAACUCUGUCCGUGAAGACUGGCUUCACGUCAGAGGAAGCAACGAUGGCGAGUCUGCCACUCUGAAGCUUCGUUACGUUCCCGGUGAGUUCUCCCUUUCCCCCGUCUCCGAAGAAGCAGAAUGGCGUGGCCAAAAGACCUCUAUCGUCUUUUACUAUCCCAACUUGCCUGAAUUGGUCAAGAAGCUUUCCUCCGACUCUAUCAAGUUCCAAUCUUUGCCUAAUGAAAAGAAACCCGACGAGAUUUACGUCGAAGAUCCUUUGGGCAACUUGGUCGGUUUCUCCGACCGCUACAAUCCCUUCGCUCAUGCUAACAUGAAGAAGUCUGUUGAGUCGGGCGUUCAAUCCAACAUGUCCAGUGGUACCUCUACCCCUCUCGACGCCAUUAACAAGGCCACCAAACAAACCACCAAGGCCCCCGGUGUCAAGAAGAAGAUUGCUGUCAUGACCAGUGGUGGUGACGCUCCUGGUAUGAACGCCGCCGUUCGUGCCGUCGCUCGCUAUGCCAUCCACCGUGGUUGCGAUGCUUUCGCUGUUUAUGAAGGUUAUGAAGGUCUUGUCCAAGGUGGUGACAUGAUCCGUCAAUUGGCAUGGGGCGAUGUCCGUGGUUGGCUCGCCGAAGGUGGUACCUUGAUUGGUACUGCCCGUUGUAUGGCUUUCCGUGAACGUGCUGGUCGUCUCCGUGCCGCCAAGAACUUGAUCACCGCCGGUGUCGAUUCUCUUAUUGUCUGUGGUGGUGAUGGUUCCUUAACCGGUGCCGAUCUUUUCCGCUCUGACUGGCCUGGUUUGGUCCAAGAACUUGAAGACACCAAGGCCAUCACUACUGAGCAAUCUAACCUUUACCGUAACCUUACCAUCGUUGGUUUGGUCGGCUCUAUCGACAACGAUAUGUCCUCUACCGAUGUUACUAUCGGUGCCUUCUCUUCCCUUCACCGUAUCUGCGAAGCCGUCGACUCUAUCUCCUCCACCGCCAUUUCUCACUCCCGUGCCUUCGUUGUCGAGGUUAUGGGUCGUCACUGUGGUUGGUUGGCCGUUUUGGCUGCCUUGGCUACCGGUGCUGACUUUGUCUUCGUUCCCGAGCGCCCCGCUCAAGUUGGCAAGUGGCAGGACGAGAUGUGCAAUGCUUUGAGUGCCUUCCGUAAGGAAGGUAAGAGAAAGUCUAUCAUCAUUGUCGCAGAAGGUGCUAUCGACUCUGAACUCAACCACAUCUCUGCUGAAGACAUUAAGAAACUUUUGUCUGAACGUGUUCAUUUGGACACUCGUGUUACCACCCUCGGUCACGUUCAACGUGGUGGUAUCCCCUGUGCUUACGAUCGUAUGCUUGCUACUCUUCAAGGUGUUGACGCCGUCGAUGCUGUCCUUGCCUCUACCCCCGAGACUCCCUCUCCCAUGAUCGCUAUCAACGGUAACAAGAUCAACCGCAAGCCCUUGAUGGAAGCCGUCAAGUUAACUCACAAGGUUGCCGAUGCCAUUGAAAAGAAGGACUUUGCCUCUGCUAUGGACUUGAGAGACCCCGAAUUCGCUGACUACUUACACACCUGGGAGGGUACUACUUUCAUUCAAGAUGAAAAGAACUUCCUCGCUCCUGAAGAAAGAAUGCGUGUUGCCAUCGUCCAUGUUGGUGCUCCCGCUGGUGGUAUGAACUCUGCUACUCGUGCUGCUGUUCGUUACUGCUUGAACCGUGGUCACACUCCUCUUGCUAUUGACAACGGGUUCUCUGGCUUCUUACGUCAUGACUCUAUCCAUGAGCUUUCUUGGAUCGACGUUGAUGAAUGGUGCAUUCGCGGUGGUAGUGAAAUCGGUACUAACCGUGAUACCCCAGAUCUCGAUAUGGGUCACUGUGCCUACAAAUUCCAACAACACAAUAUCGAUGGCUUGAUCAUUGUUGGUGGUUUUGAAGCUUUUACUGCUCUCUCUCAAUUAGAGCACGCCCGUGUUAAUUACCCUUCUUUCCGUAUUCCCAUGGCUACAAUUCCCGCUACCAUCUCUAAUAACGUCCCUGGUACCGAAUUCUCUUUGGGUUGUGAUACUUGCCUUAACUCCGUCAUGGAGUAUUGUGAUACCAUCAAGCAAAGUGCUAGCGCUAGCCGUCGCCGUGUCUUCGUAUGUGAGGUUCAAGGUGGUAAGUCUGGUUACAUUGCAACUGUUGGUGGUCUUAUAACUGGUGCUUCUGCCAUUUAUACUCCCGAAGAUGGUAUCACUUUGGAUAUGUUGCGUACCGAUAUCGAUCAUCUUAAGCAAACUUUCGCCAUGGAAGCCGGACGCAACCGUGCUGGUCAACUUAUCCUUCGUAACGAAUGUGCUUCCAAGGUUUACACCACCGAUGUUAUUGGCGACAUCAUCAGCGAAGAAGCUAAGCACCGCUUUAGCGCUCGUACUGCUAUCCCUGGUCACGUUCAACAAGGUGGUAACCCUACUCCUAUGGACCGUGCUCGUGCUGCUCGCCUUGCCAUGCGUACCAUUCGUUUCUUCGAAAACUGCCGUGCAGACAACCUGGGAUCCGAAACCGGCUCCGCUGCUGUCAUUGGUAUCCGUGGUACCGGUGUUACCUUCACUCCUGUUGCUGAAGUCGAGUCUAAUGAAACUGAAAUUGAGCAACGUCGUCCCAAGAACGCUUGGUGGCGUGGUAUGCAUGAGUUGGUCAACAUUUUGGCUGGCAAAACUUUCUCUGCUUAA
Molecule: messenger RNA, 2829 nt
Organism: Schizosaccharomyces osmophilus
Lineage: Eukaryota; Fungi; Ascomycota; Schizosaccharomycetes; Schizosaccharomycetales; Schizosaccharomycetaceae
Gene: pfk1
Product: 6-phosphofructokinase pfk1
Exons: 1
Coding region: 1-2829 (942 amino acids)
Biological process (GO): fructose 1,6-bisphosphate metabolic process; fructose 6-phosphate metabolic process; canonical glycolysis
Cellular component (GO): cytoplasm; 6-phosphofructokinase complex; mitochondrion
Molecular function (GO): 6-phosphofructokinase activity; fructose-6-phosphate binding; AMP binding
Source: RefSeq, a predicted model, not a curated record